Platichthys flesus (European flounder) is the source of this 2244-nucleotide messenger RNA. It is a transcript of the gene samsn1b, whose product is annotated as SAM domain, SH3 domain and nuclear localisation signals 1b. The record is from RefSeq and is a predicted model, not a curated record. The transcript is spliced from 15 exons. NCBI's taxonomy places the organism in Eukaryota, Metazoa, Chordata, Actinopteri, Pleuronectiformes, Pleuronectidae. Gene Ontology annotation, molecular function: protein binding. The coding region runs from base 151 to 2115 and encodes 654 amino acids.
CGCAGGGGUGUGUUAGAGUGUGUUGGUGUGUGUGUGGCUGUGUGGGUGUGUGUAAGUGUAUUUUGGGAGGUUGGCAUGUGAAAGUUUGUUUGUGCAUCCCAGAGGCGCGUCUCCACUUGGCUCCAUUGUCUGUUGCGCGGACCGUCAAACAUGAACCUGUUCUGCUUCACACUGGCAGGCUCCACAGAAAGUUUAUAUCAACCAGCCUCAAACCCAACACUGAGGGAAGUCCUGCCCAAGUACCAGUGCAGCCCUGCUCUGCUCAGGUGUAAUCCUGAGUGGGGGGGCUCAGACCCAUCCAUCACUUCUAGCCAACCUGAGAAUGCAGUGAAAUUAAGAAGGAGCAGAAAAAGUCCCUGUUUACCGACAUCACUCUCGGACAACAAGAGCACAGAAAAGGACAAUCAUCAUGUCUGCUGGACGUCUUCUGGUGAUGAGACUCACUUGUCUCAUCAAAACAAAGUUCUGAGCGGAGGUGAAGAAACAUACAUGUGUGAAGCUCGCUGUCAGAGCAGCAGGACGACGAGAGACGACAGCGUGAAGGAGCUGAAGUGUGACAGGACACAGGCAGAUCUAUCCGCUCAGGCCGGUGAAGCUGCAGCUGACACAGCAGAAUCCAUUCACAGCAAAAGAAGACAAAAGAAGUUACAGAGUCUGGUGCUGGCAGAGAAGGGAAAUCAGAGGGGAGGAAAGAACACAUCCGGGAACAUUGAUUGUUUGGCAGAUGUGUUGAAAAACAUCAAUCCGGUGCUAACCUGUAUCGGCCUGGGGAAGAGAGCAGAGGAGUCGUCUAAACCUGCUGCAUCAUUGCAGAGGCAACAGGCCAAAGAACAUGAGCAUUCAGAGGAGGAGAACAUUUUGAGCCCAAGGGUUGGAACUCAUCUGUGGAGCCCAUUUGAGUGCCCACAGCCCUGGAGUCCUUUCUACCACAGCUGCCAGCAGCCUCGACACGAGCUGUGGGUGUGUGGCGGCACCUUGUCCCUGCCUCGGACCACAGAGUGGGAUCGUUUCGAGACUUCGAUCCAGAUACUUGACAUCAAGCAGCCCGGUCCGUCUCCCCCACAAAUGAUCCGCUCCAUCACAGACCUGCACCUCUCACAAAACACAAUGACCAGAUUUGGGAGAUUUGAUGCCUCCUCACAACGCUCGCCUUUAAUGAAACCGCAGGAUGAUGGAAGCUGUGCGCAGGGGCAGAAAGAGGAAGCGACCAAAUCAAGGCUGCAGGAGGAGAAAAUGGAGGCGUCACCACAGACAGACAGGAAGCAGGUCGACGCCCCACCAGAGAGAGUUCUGACAGCCAUCACCAAUGGGGACACAAAGAAAGAUGAAGCGAUGAAGAAGGCUGCAGGUGGACGACCAUUCACUAAAAGACACAGGAAGUCCACUCACUCUCUGUCAAGCCUCUACAGCCUCAACAGUGGACAAAGCUCCUCAAGUGGAGUCGCCAGUGGGUCAAACUGCUCCAGUAACAGAGGCAGUCUGAGGCUGGAGGAAGACCUAUUGUGCACCAGACAGUUCUGUGGCAGAGCCAGAGUCCACACAGACCAUGUGCCAAGUCCAUAUGACACCGAAUCCCUUAAACUCAAGGUGGGAGACGUGAUUGACAUCAUCACUAAGCCUCCCAUGGGAAUAUGGAAAGGCAUGCUGAAUGGCAAGGUGGGAUAUUUCAAGUUCAUUUAUGUGGACGUGCUGAGAGAGGAGAGACCUGAGCUACACAAGGAAUCACAAACCCCCAAAGACAAACGAAGGUCAACGGUCCAGGAAGUGUUAAAGCGCCUCAGUUUGGAGGAGUAUUCCUCGUCUCUGCAGGAGAGCGGUUACCAGACAGUGGAGGACUUGAUGAGGCUGAGGGAGCAGCACCUGAUGGAGCUCAAUGUGACUGAUCCAGAGCACAGACAUCGUCUGCUCGCCGCUGUCGACUCCCUGCAGCAACUGAGCUCUGAUCGUCAGAUGGAGAAUGAGGCUAAUCAGGAGGCCGAGACCCCCGGUAAAAACACCAAGGCAGAUAUGAACAACUGCUCAAGGGACUCGGGCUGCCCCGACAACACGGCAGAGGACACAGAGCUGCACAGUCCCCCUCAACAACCUCUACUGGCGGAGAUGACGGCUUCAUGAGAGCAAUCCAUUCUUUAUAAUGUCUGCUUUAUCCCUUAAUGUGCUGCUGAGACGACUUGGGAAUCAAGCGCUGUUCUUCAUUUCUUGCAACAAGGUGAUUUGACGUGCAAUAAAACAAGCCUUUACAAC